Molecule: messenger RNA, 891 nt
Organism: Cuscuta epithymum
Lineage: Eukaryota; Viridiplantae; Streptophyta; Magnoliopsida; Solanales; Convolvulaceae
Source: the annotation of a GenBank genome assembly
GUCAAGGGCAGUCACCCCAUCCGCAGGCCCGUAGCGCGGCAGCAGUCACCGCAGCAGUCGACCAGGGGCCAAGGCAACCUCCGUCCUGCGUGACCUUUGUCUAGGCCUCUAGGUCGCCACCGCAGCUCGCCAGCAGUCCAGCACCGCAGCUCCUUGGCUCCGCACGCCACCAGUUCAACCUUGUCCAUCCGUUCAGCACAUCAGCACCCGUGCACCGCACGCCGCCUACUCGCCACCGAAGGUUCAGAAUCAGCCCUACAGGGAAUGUGUCAAGGAGAAGACCCCUUCAAUUUCUAUUGAGUGCGUUGGCUUGAGAGAGACCUACUUCAAUUGCAACAGAGGACAGUAUGAUAUCAUUUUAGGUUCCGUUGAAGAGUAUUAUAUUUGUCAAACCAAAAUCAGAAAAAGGCUCUUUAACAGCUCAAAUGGAGACCGAAUCUUCAGCAUCAGCGGAGAUUGGCUUGUUGGGAAGCCCACAACCCGAUAAUAUGUUGGUCCAGUACAUCGUGUUGAGGAGAGACCUGAUUGACACAUGGCCUCUGGGGAGCGUAAUUACUCAAGGCUGCCAUGCGUCAGUUGCUGCAAUCUGGUCCCACAAGACAGAUCCACACACGGUCAGGUACUGUGAUCCUAACAACAUUGACUGUAUGCACAAAGUGACUCUUGAAGUUAAAGGUGAAGCCCAGAUUGUGAGCUUGUCUGAGAAACUUAAAGUAGCUAGUAUUGCUCAUAAGUUGUGGAUUGAACAACCCGAGAAUAUGCCUACCUGCCUUGCCACAAAACCUUAUCCAAAAUCACUUGUAUCGCCCUUCUUCAGAAAGUUAAAGCUCUGUAGGUGAGAACAACCUCAUGCUAAUUUCGUGAUAUGUAUUGCCAUUAGACCUAGCCCGC